Messenger RNA from Hyposmocoma kahamanoa, 2586 nucleotides. It is a transcript of the gene Dorsal, whose product is annotated as transcription factor p65. The transcript has 14 exons. Gene Ontology annotation, biological process: response to cytokine; innate immune response; non-canonical NF-kappaB signal transduction. Bases 461 to 2392 code for a protein of 643 amino acids. The record is from RefSeq and is a predicted model, not a curated record. Lineage: Eukaryota; Metazoa; Arthropoda; Insecta; Lepidoptera; Cosmopterigidae. Gene Ontology annotation, cellular component: cytoplasm. Gene Ontology annotation, molecular function: DNA-binding transcription factor activity; DNA binding.
GUUUCAACUUCAGUGAUUAUUUCUAAAAUCAUUUUCUAAUAAAAAUUUCAAUCUAAAAUCGUUGUAAAAUUAGUGUCGACCAUUUAUUUACUACUUUAUAUAACAGCGUGAUAUCGCGACGACCUGUGCGUUACAAUUCUCGGAACCGUGCAUGCUGCGAUCGAGACGAGGACCUUGAUAACUUGUUCCUCGGACGGACGAGCGACCAGACAGUUAUUAUAGGAUCAUGCCCAUGGAGGUACGUCUUUAGUUUACAUUUGUGAGGCAAUCGUGUGUGCAUUUUCAUCGAUUAAACCAAAGCGGAGUGAGGUUUGUGUGUGAGCUCCUACCCGUGAUACAGUUUGGAUAUACAAAGUGAACCGGCCAGUGCCAUGACGAAGUUAAUAUAAAUGUGCGUCUCGAUAUUGUGUGCGGAAGGAACUUUGUGAGCCGUGAGCGCGGCGCGGUCGGUUAAUUCGCGAUGGACUUCGGUGGAGAUGGCGGUCUGUCCCCCGGUGUGCUAGACCAGAACGACGGUGAAGCAGACGCCCCCCUGAACUUUAGUGAUGUUCUGGAAGCCAUCGAGCAGGCGGACCCGUCGUACGGCGGCGUGGUGCUCGCGGGAGACGCGGGCGGCGCGGUGCUAGAGGAGGUCAUGGCGCGGCCGGCGCCUGUGCAGGGCGGGCCUUUCGUCAGGAUCGUCGAGCAGCCCGCCAGCAGGGCGCUUCGAUUCCGUUAUGAGUGCGAAGGUCGCUCUGCGGGGUCAAUUCCGGGCGUCAACAGCACGCAGGACCGGCGGACGUACCCCACCAUCGAAAUCUGCGGCCACACUGGCAAGGCCAUUGUUGUCGUCUCCUGCGUCACGAAGGAGUCUCCAUACAAACCACAUCCCCACAACCUGGUUGGCCGCGACCGCUGCCAGCGCGGCGUGUGCACCCAGCGCGUCGACGUCACCGCGGACAACCGACUCGUCACCUUCUCAAACCUUGGCAUACAAUGCGUCAAGAGACGCGACAUCGCAGAAGCUUUACGCGUACGAGAAGAACUACGCGUUGACCCCUUCCGAACGGGCUACGCCCACCGCAACCAGCCGCAGAGCAUCGACCUGAACGCCGUGCGCCUGUGCUUCCAAGUGUUCCUGCCCGACGAGGCGGGCAAGGUCCGCCACUCGCUCGAGCCCGUGGUGUCGGAGAUCAUCUACGACAAGAAGGCGAUGACCGACCUGCAGAUCCUGCGCAUCUCGCGCUCGUCGGGCUCGGCCCGCGGCGGCACCGAGCUGAUCCUGCUGUGUGAGAAGGUGACGCGCGAGGACGUGGCCGUGGUGCUGUACGAGGAGCGGCGCGAGGUGGGCGCGGGCGGCGGCGGCGCCAGCUGCGUGGUGUGGGAGGACAACGCCACCGUGGUCAUGGUGCACAAGCAGGCCGCCAUCGCCUUCACCACGCCGCCCUACCGCGACCCCGCCACCGGCCAGCACGUGGACGUGUUCAUCCAGCUGAAGCGGCCGUCGGACGGCACGCGCAGCGUGGGCGUCCCCUUCACGUACAUCCCGGAGUUGCAAGAUACGAAGCGGAGAAAGAUGCUUAAUUCGGCGCUCUUGCGUACCAUUGACCAAGAAAGGUCUCAAUGGGGCCAGGAGCGGAAGCCGAUCAAAUCGGAACCAAGCGCAGAUAAGUCGCCGAUGCACAUGACGAGUCCACAUCACGUAUUCCCGCCUAUAGAGCAGGUUCCGGAUAAUUCCUAUCAAAUUCAGCGCUGGGUGCAGGAGGCCAUGAACGUGCCGGGGCCCAGCGGCCUGGGCUACCAGUUCGGGCCCGAGCUGGCGUGGCCGAGCCCCGCCUACGCGGCCGUGUCGCCGCCGGCGAUGGCGCACUCGCCGGGCAUGCUCUCCCCGCAGGCGCAGGUAAUGUCCCCGCAGCAAGCCAUGUCUCCCCAGCACGUGCGGGUGAUGUCGCCGCACGAGCAAGUGCUGUCCCCACAGGGUCAGGUACUGUCCCCGCAGGGUCAGGUACUGUCCCCGCAGGGUCAGGUACUGUCCCCGCAGGGACAGGUGAUGUCCCCGCAAGGGCAAGUGUUGUCUCCGGGCCCGACACUGACGCCGCUGCAGGGGCUGCCGCCGAUGCUGGGCCCGCAGAUGGACGCGCGCUGCGGCAUGGGGCACGUAUCGCCCACCGUGGGACACGUCUCCCCGAAUUUGGGGAAUGUGUCUCCUCACAUGAUGCAACAGCCUUUACCUCAGGUCCAAGACAUGGAAACCAACAGCGCCUCGCUGACUAAUCUCCUGAACCAAGGUGCAGAGUUGGCGCAAAUACAAUUGAACUCUGAAGAGUUGUCCGGUCUGCUGAACUACCCUAACUCACGUCCGCACGAGUUGACGGACUCGUUCCAUCAACUCUCCACCUUAGACCGAAUGUAAAAUGCAUGAGGAAUACCCAACACGAUAAUGGUUGGUUGACCACUAUCAUGUUACCCCGAGGAUUACGACAAAGACUUGAGGUCACGAAAACAAGCUUUCGAAGAGUGGUUUCAAUUCGAUGUAAAAGUGAACAAACAUAGGAUAUUACUGACGGCAAUGGAUGCAGGCAGUUCUCGAAAACACAAUCGUAAAAA